Molecule: messenger RNA, 1974 nt
Organism: Falco peregrinus (peregrine falcon)
Lineage: Eukaryota; Metazoa; Chordata; Aves; Falconiformes; Falconidae
Gene: COPRS
Product: coordinator of PRMT5 and differentiation stimulator
Exons: 4
Coding region: 333-842 (169 amino acids)
Cellular component (GO): nucleus
Molecular function (GO): histone binding
Source: RefSeq, a predicted model, not a curated record
AGGCGGCGGGGCCCCGGUGCGGGCUUGCCCGCGGCGUUCUGCCCUCGUUCGCCGGCCGCGACCCCAGUCAGGCCCCUCCCGGCGGCAGGCACCUGGAGCCCGCACCCGCCGCCCUGGGCGGGGGCUGUCCGGCGGCGAAUUCACCUGUGUUGUGGUGGCAGUGGCAGGCAUAAGUCGCCUCUCCUGCCCUCUCCCUCUGGGGGCUAUCAAACCAGCUGGGCUGCUCCCCUCUGCUCUCCAGGGGCGUGGCCGCCAUCUUGGCCCAGCUCCUCAGGUCUGCAGGAGGAUCUGGCCCUCUCCUGCCUCCUUGGCACGUUGGCUCCCACAAGGUGAUGGCUGCUGUCAUUGAGUCUGCAAGCUUUGAUGAGGAACAGCUGUCUAAUAAGAUAGAAACUAUGACCUGGAAGCCCAGAAAAGAAUGUCCACUGAAGAAUAUUCCAAGCGUUCUUGAUAGUGAAUCUGAAGAAAGUGAAUUUUCUGAUACCUCUCACAAUGAAAAUGUCAGUGGUUCUCCUGUUGACUGUGCUCAUAUACAUCCUGACCUGGAAGAUUUGGAUGGUGAAGUCUCUGGUAUGCCUGAGGCUGUAACUUUUCCAGAGCUGCAAACUGCUACUGUGUAUGAGGUGGAGGACUGGGAUAAAGAAUUGGAGGAGUCUGAAAGUAAUCCUUAUGAUGCUGGUGAUCUCCACUGUGGAAGCUUUCAGGAAAGUAAUCUUUUGGCCUCAUACUCAUGGCGAGAGGAUUCGUUUUACAACCCAGGCUGUCACCAUGCAGCUUGCCUUGUUUUUACGCCACCAGUUAGAAUGACUGAGACUGGCCAGUUUGAUGAUGCUGAUGAAUGAGGUUGACCCUGGUCAGAAACAAGUUUGGCUUCUGAGUUGGAUUAUGUUCUUCACCGUUUGAGUCAUGUCGAGUCCUUUGGCUUGCUUGCAGAGUUCUGCGUAAGGCCAGAAAUGCUACACCUUCUCUGAAGUUUUGCUUAGAUUGCUUCUGAGCUGGUUAUAAGUUGACUGUGCUUGACCUCUGGAAACAAGAGUGCAGGUGCUAGCUGUAAGGAGUCAUUGCAUUUCUGGACUUUUUGUUUGUAUUACAUAGAUUUAUGUUGUUGCUAAUUAAUUGCUUGAGAGGAAGUAUUUAAUUUCUAAACUUCAGCUUUGCCAGAUUUGACAUGUUGAUCCCUGUGUGUUCAUGUAACUUGAAGUUUUCUUUCCUCUUCAUUUGAUGCUGUCAAAUUGGUUCAGGUAGCUUUGAAAACUCCUUCCAGCAUCUCUGUUGUAUUUCUGUGUUGCCAUUUGUGAUUCCUGUCUAAUUCUGGUGUUUAACAAAAUUAGCCAUGACAAAUACAGAAUGAGUUGUUUUGGUUUUAUUUUUAUGUAUUUCAGUAUAAAGGAAUUACAAAUACAUGGUACGCAUCUUGCAAAUACACAUGGGCACGUAGUAAGUUAGGCCUGCUGCUGCCAGUAGGAAUGCUGAGUGCUUAAGACUGCCUCCUGACAAAUAUUUCUCUACAUCAGACCUUGUAUAUGGGCAUAUUAUCCUUAGGUCUCACAGUUGUCUUUAUAACAGUCUCAUGCAACAUCGGACAUGUAGUGAUGAAGAAAGUAUCUAUGCUUGUAUAAUGUCUUGCACUAUAUAAUCUCUGUGUCCUGCAGACAGUAGUGGAUUAAGGUUCCUGGUACUGCUGGUAUGUUUCUGGUGGUGGUGUGUUGUAGCAAAUGAGGAGAUGAGAAUGCAAAACACCUCCAUAAAGUCUCUUAAGAGAAUAGCUGGAACUAGAACCAUAUCCUUCUUGCCUUUGCCUUGGAGUUAAAGGAAACAUUCUCAAAUGAAGUACCUAAGUGGAGUGAAUGGCUGGUCACUUGAAUAGCAGUAAUCUUCAACUAAUGCUCACGUUUCGUUAAUCACUUCUCUCCCAAGAAUUUUUUGAAGGCUUUGUUUUGACACUGACACACUGGAGCACAGUACUCAUGCUUG